Molecule: messenger RNA, 1353 nt
Organism: Pogonomyrmex barbatus (red harvester ant)
Lineage: Eukaryota; Metazoa; Arthropoda; Insecta; Hymenoptera; Formicidae
Gene: Dtwd2
Product: DTW domain containing 2
Source: RefSeq, a predicted model, not a curated record
GAGAGAGAGAGAAAAUAAAAAAGAAAUCUAACCUUUGACCGUUCCUCUUUUCUCGCGUUUCUUGCUUUCUCCCUUGAUUUAUCUCUGUGUAUCAUGCGUAUCGAUGUUAUUUUCUCGUUGUGAAUUUCCCACCUGGUAUCUGUACUCUAUGUUUGAGUCCGCUCGACACGAUUUAUUCGCUUUUCGACGCAAAUAUUAUGGUACUGAUGUACGGUGAUCACGAAACCUGACCUUGACACUCGGUGUCCGAUCGCGUGGAUCGACUAGCCGCGAUAUUUUGUAUUGAGGGACUGCUGGAGGAUUUCGAUUUUUCAUGACUGGCCCGUCAUGAACGAAGAUGACGUGUGGAACGAACUGGCUAACAUUCCUGCCGAUCCGCCUGAAACGAGAGACAAGUGCCAACAAUGCAAGAGACCUGUACAGGUGUGCUGGUGUCCAGGUCUACCAAAGCAACGUCUCAAUCCAGCAUCAAGGAUAAUAAUUUUGCAGCAUCCAGCGGAAGCAAAACGCUGCCUGCGUACAGUACCAAUGCUUUCAUUGGCAUUGGAAUUGGGAAAGUGCCUAAUUUUCAGAGGAAAAAAAUUUCCAUUGCCUAAGCAUGAGGGUUUGGCUGACAUUCUAAAUGAUAAGAAUACUAUUUUAUUAUAUCCAUCACCUGGUGCAGUUGCAUUGAAUACAUUGGAUCCAGUUGGUGUUAACGAACAAAAGGCAUAUAACUUGAUUCUAUUGGAUGGAACAUGGCCACAAGCAAAAGCGAUAUAUCACUCGAGUCCAGCUCUAUACUUUCUGCGAGCUUGCAAACUUAUUGGUGUGCCCACUAGUGAAUAUGUAAUUAGGACACAGCCAGCGGAAGGCUGCCUUUCGACACUGGAAACAGGCGCAAGUGCACUCUCAAUUCUGGAAGGUGAUCCCGAAUUGAGAGAAAAAAUGUUAGGUCCAUUACAUUAUCUAUGUAGAUUUCAAUUAGAAAACGGCGCAGUAACACACCAGAGCAAGGAAUUCCUUAUCAAACAAAAAGCUUAUCCCAAAUUAAUUGGCAAAAGACUUGCCAAACAAUUGCGAAUAUUGCCGGAUAAUACUUCGUAACAUUGGGAUAUAUUCAAAAGUUCGAUAGAUAAAAAAUAAAUUUUCUGUUAAUAUUUAAAAAAUAAAUAACUUUCGUGAACUUCAGCGUAAAACGUACUUCAAUAGUAAUAGUUAUAUGUAAUCCAGAGUGCAAUUUUGAUAUCAAUGAUCUUGAUAUCACUCUUCAUAUAGUACAAAAUUUCAAUUUCACAGUUUGACUGCUUAAUGUUUAAAGUAUUUCUCGAUGUAAUAAAAACAAUUUCAUAUUUUCAAAAUAAACAGCAUCAA